This is a messenger RNA of Brassica rapa (field mustard), 4219 nucleotides long. Its product is annotated as cysteine-rich receptor-like protein kinase 3. Lineage: Eukaryota; Viridiplantae; Streptophyta; Magnoliopsida; Brassicales; Brassicaceae. Gene Ontology annotation, biological process: protein phosphorylation. The record is from RefSeq and is a predicted model, not a curated record. Gene Ontology annotation, molecular function: protein kinase activity; ATP binding.
CAAAAAGUACUUUUUAUUAUAAUUUAAAUAAGCUUUCAUAUUUAUAAAUUAAUUUAUAAAAACUUAGACUGUUUUUUUAUCAACUUUCACCAUUUAAACAUAUGUUUUGGACCACUAGAUUCGUUCGAUCCACAUUUGUAUCGCUAAAUCCAUUUUUGUUCCAAUUUUUCCGAACCUUAAAACAUCGACCACUUUUUAGUAGUGGAUCAAAUUAUAUUUUUUCUAAAAAAAACUGCUUAUAUUUUUCAAUAAUUGUGAAUGGCAAAAUUUAUUCAGUUCCUCCACCAUGGUAGAUGACCCAUCUUUGUUCCGUUUUCCACUCGGAGCCUAAUUGGUUUUAUUCGUUGUAAACGCUGUAUCUGUACCAAUAAUUUAAGAAACCGUGUUACGCACUUUUAGAUUUAUAUAUUACAAUCCGUCAGAAAUCAAGAUCUUGCGUUGAACUAGUCACGGAGUUUCGAUUAGUUUUUGUAGUUUUGUUGAUUAAACUAAUGUUAUAUGAUAAGCAUUGACUCCGGUCGUAUAUAUGUCAUAGUAUUCUAGAGGUUAUGCAAAUGAAAAAGCAGAGAUAUUUUUCGUUAUACACUGUAAACAAAAAUUCAACGACUUAUAAACCAUUUUUCUUCUUUUAGAGUCCUGUAUUUUGACUAAUUAUAUUCUACGAUCCCAAACUAAACAAAAAUAAAGACACUGAUUAGUUCACAGCCUAAGUAUAAAUACUAGUGUAUAGGCUGGCAUCUUGCAAGGAAAAAGCUUAUACAUGUUCACAUACGUAUAAACUACAAAGUAACAUACAUGCACAUACGUACUAUGUACUUCUUGUUAAUUGUAUAUACGAUUUAUCACUUAUCAGGAAAUAUUUAAACCAGAAAUGCAAUUUUCAAAAAGCGACGUUAGAGGGUUUACACAUUUAUAAUUAUGUCAUUUUCAGAAUAUAUUAUACGGAAGAUUAUACUAAUCGAUGGUUGAAAAAGAUGGUCGACGGAAAGAGGUGGCAAAAUAAUAAAAGUAUGAUUGAAGUUGAUUUGGCUUUGAGAUGACCUUGCAAUGAGGCAUAUGUCGUAAUCUCCCUAUUAAACGAGAGAGAUUGAAGUUGCUAACUGAUCUAGAGACAACCCUCACAAUACGGCCUAUAUAUUAUGCCAUUAGAGUUAGUUUUCUAACAUUUGAACUUAUUUCUAUAUUUUCUCUAUAUGCUAUUAUAUUGAACAUUCCCCUCUCAAAUCCGGAUUUGAGGUAGUGUAUUGUCUUCUCGGUGAAUCUGAAGAUCGUAGGCCAUGAUGGCCAUCCCACAAUCUUAACAAGCCUUGAACCGAUUUUGAUGAGCUAAAAUUGGGAAUGGUAGAUCCAAAACUAAUAAUCACUAUGCUAAAAUUGCUAAUCCAAUUAUAAAAAUCACGUAACCCACAUAAUCAUUCAAUUUCCUUGUCAUCUCUAUACAUUCUCAUAGUUUUGAUACUUCGUUCUCUCUUUAAGAUAGUCUUGUGAUUAAUAUUAUGACCCACGUACUACUUACAAACUAACGACAAGUUGACAACUGGAGUAUCACAGAAUUUAGUUUUCUUUUUCGGCGCAAAAAGACAUGGGUUACAAAACCGAACAUAUCCAAAAAGGUGACAAAGCGCUGACGUCAUGUCCCACCCAUAAACCGUACAUAGCAAAAAAAACAUAACUCCAAACGGCGUCGUUAGUUGUUUUCAUUUCUAAUUUCCCUGUCCUAAAUGCGAUCGCUCUAUUUCCUUGAAUCAUCAUCAUCGAAAGUCUCUCUUUGACUCUCCACACCCAUCAUCUCUCCCAAGCAAAGACGAAAACUCAAAGUUGAUUUUUUUUUCUUUUUCCGCUUGACCCAACAACCGCAAAUCGAAUUUAAACUUCCAGAUUCGUGUCUCUCCUUCCUUUCUCUAUCUCCCGAUUCCACUUUGAAGAAAAAAAAUCAAUUAAAAAAAAACAGAAUAAAGAUCAAAAACUCCAAAACAAAUGUUAUAUUACUAAACUCCACAAGACCAAACCCUCGAAACCAAGAUGACGACUUUCAUCUCCAACCUCUCUCUUCUCCUCCUUGUCGGUUUUUUGUUCUUAAACCCUGUGAUCUCCGAUUCGAGAGGAGAGACGGUGGCUCAGCGAUGCAGCAACAGAACAACGACCCCUCAGCAAAGAAGUCUCGUCGUCACCAACUUCCUCGCCGCCAUGGACGCAGUGUCUCCGCUAGUGGAAGCUAAAGGCUACGGGCAAGUAGUCAACGGCACAGGGAACUUAACGGUCUACGCUUACGGAGAGUGCAUGAAAGAUCUUGACAAGAAAGACUGCGACUUGUGUUUCGCUCAGAUCAAAGCUAAAGUCCCUCGUUGCUUACCCUUUCAACGAGGCACUCGUGGUGGUCGUGUCUUCUCCGAUGGAUGCUUCAUUAGGUACGACGAGUACAACUUCUUCAACGAGACGUUAAGCUCGCAAGACGUGACUAAUUGUUCUAAUAAGGAGAUAACCGGGGUAAACCGGACGUUAUUCCGGGCUAACGCCGCGGAGUUGGUGAAGUUUAUGAGCGUGGAGGCGGUGAGGAACGGUGGUUUCUACGCUGGAUUUGUGGAUAGACGUAACGUGACGGCUCACGGUUUGGCUCAGUGUUGGGAGCCUCUUACCCGCAGUGGUUGUGCUGAGUGUUUGAGUAAAGCUUCAGAACAAAUCGGUUCUUGUUUGGGUAAAGAAGAAGGUCGAGCUCUUAACGCUGGCUGUUACAUGAGGUUUUCUAAUCUGAAGUUUUACAAUAACUCUGGAAAUUCAACAUCAGAUGGAAAUGGUGGUCAUAACCACUUGGCUGUGAUUUUGGCGGUGACAUCUUCGGUGGUAGCUUUUGUUCUGUUGGUCUCUGCUUUAGGUUUCUUGUAUAAGAAGAAACGUGCCAAGAAGCUAAGAGAGAAGAAGCAACUAGGGUCUCUGUUUAUGCUUGCCAACAAAUCUGAUCUUUGUUUCUCCUAUGAGAAUCUCGAGAGGGCCACUGAUUACUUCAGCGACAAGAAUAAGCUAGGCCAAGGAGGAUCUGGUUCUGUAUUUAAGGGAGUUCUUAGUAACGGUAAGACUGUUGCGGUGAAGAGGCUAUUCUUCAACACAAAGCAGUGGGUUGAUCAUUUCUUUAACGAAGUCAAUCUAAUAAGCCAAAUCGACCACAAGAACCUUGUCAAGCUCUUGGGAUGCAGCAUAACCGGACCCGAGAGCCUUUUGGUCUAUGAAUACAUAGCGAACCAAAGCCUCCAUGACUAUCUUUUCGUAAGACAAGAUGUUCAACCGUUGAGCUGGGCGAAGAGGUUCAAGAUUAUACUUGGGACAGCAGAAGGAAUGGCGUAUCUACACGAAGAGUCAAAUCUGAGGAUCAUACAUAGAGACAUCAAGCUGAGUAAUAUACUUUUGGAACAUGAUUUUACUCCGAGGAUCGCUGAUUUCGGACUGGCUAGAUUGUUCCCUGAGGACAAGACUCACAUCAGCACUGCCAUCGCCGGUACACUAGGCUACAUGGCACCAGAGUAUGUUGUACGAGGGAAACUAACUGAGAAAGCAGAUGUAUACAGCUUCGGAGUUCUUAUGAUUGAAGUUAUAACCGGAAGACGUAACAACGCCUUCUCACAAGACUCUAGUUCGAUCCUCCAAACGGUUUGGCGUCUGUACGGGACAAGCAACUUUGUUCAAGUUGUGGAUCCAGUUUUGGGGGACAACUUCAACAAGAUGGAAGCGUCACGGUUGCUUGAGAUCGGUCUGCUCUGCGUUCAAGCAGCGUUUGAUCAGCGUCCUGCCAUGUCUGCGGUUGUGAAAAUGAUGAAAGGGAGUUUGGAGAUUCCUACGCCGACGCAACCGCCGUUUCUGAAUCCAGGGAGUGUAUUGGAGAUGAGAAAGAUGAUGUCUCCGACGAUGGAAGAUCAGUCUCAGUCUUCUGGCUGGAGGAGUGACAACAUAUCUGAGAGUUUCUUCGAACCUAGAUGAGCUUUUAAUAUCAGAAUCUUUUUGUCGUGGAUGGAUUCUCAAUCUGUCAUAUGUAAAAAGACCUGAGAUGCCGAUAAAUCGUAACUAAUUGAGUUAACGUAUGAUCCACGCCACUGUUAUGUAACCUAGGAAGUGAACACGGUUAGAGCUCACUUGGUUGGUGGAGGGCAAACUCUGGUUUAGUCUUGGUUUAGGUUUGUUUAUAAAUCUAUAGUACGAUUCGAUUAAUAUUACAACCGUUUUUAUGUGA